AUGCCACCUCAAUCGCACCUCCAGCCACCAUCACCACCAUCACCGCCGGCUCCAGGCGCAGGUCUUAAUGUGAUCGCCCUCAUCUCCGGCGGGAAAGACUCUCUCUACUCGCUCCUCCACUGCAUCCGCAACGGCCACAGAGUGGUCGCAUUAGCGAACCUCCACCCCGCCGCCAAUGCGCAGCCAGCAAACACCACCAGCACCGACGCAUCACCAGUAUCAUCAUCUACUCCGCUACAACAUGUCCCGGAAGAGGAGGAACAAGACCUGGACAGCUUCAUGUACCAAACCAUCGGCCACAGCAUCAUCCCCCUCUACGAGACCGCCCUCGGCAUCCCGCUCUACCGCCAACCCAUCCGCGGCGGCGCCGUCGACACCUCCCGUAUCUACCGCUUGCAAGCCGAGGACCAAAUGGCGGACUCUCCCGGCCGUCAGGACAGCAACAACAGCAACAACAACAACAACAACAACAACACAAACAACGCCGAGGAACAAGAAGAUCAGGAGGAGGCCGACGAAACCGAAUCCCUGAUCCCGCUGCUGAAACGCAUCAUGCAGGCUCACCCGGAGGCCAACGCCGUCUCCGCCGGCGCCAUCCUCUCGACGUAUCAGCGCACCCGCAUCGAGAACGUGGCCGCCCGGCUGGGGCUGGUGCCCCUGGCCUGGCUGUGGCAGUAUCCCGUGCUGCCGGAUCGGCGGGCGACGGAGGCCGGCUUGCUGGAGGAUAUGGCGGCGGCCGGGUGCGAGGCGCGGAUCAUCAAGGUUGCGUCGGGCGGGUUGGAUGAAGGGUUCCUGUGGGGGGAUGUGGCGGCGGCGGAUGGGCGGGUGCGAGGGCGGAUUGUCAAGGGGAUGAGAAGGUUUGCGGACGCGGAGGAUAUUCGCGGCGCCGUGUUGGGGGAGGGCGGCGAGUAUGAGAGUCUGGCGCUGGAUGGGCCGGCUUGGUUGUGGAGGUGUCGGAUCGAGGUUGCUGGGUGGGAGGCUUGUGUUGGGGAUGGUGGCGUGGGGUUUGUGAGGUUGAAGGGAGCGAGGUGUGUGGGUAAGGAUGGGGAGGGCGACGGUGAGGGUGAUCGGGGCGGUCCGGAGAGUGUGAGACGGCCGGAUUUAUUGGAUGAGGGGUUUGAGGAGGUUUUGGGGUCUGUCUUGGGGGCUGAGGGUGCGUUGGCUGCUACGGGGGACGAGGAGGAGGAGAGGAGCUUGCUUGAUGUGGGCUCGAGGGGCUGGAGUGAUGGGCUUGAUCCGGUUCAGACUACGGAUGGGAGGACGUGGGUGAUUGCUAAUGUCACGGCGCCUGAGGCUGGUUCCGGCGCUGGUGAGCAGAUGAAGGCUAUUGCUGAGAAGAUUCAGACGAUUCUGCGCUCCUCCUCGAGCCGUGAGGUUCCUCGGACGACGGCUGAUAUUGUCUUCACUACGGUGUUGCUUCGCUCCAUGUCAGAUUUCCCCCUGAUGAACUCCAUCUACGUCUCGAUGUUCAAGAAGCCAAACCCCCCGGCGAGAGCUACGGUCGCCUGUGGUGCUAGCCUCCCAGAAGGCGUGAGUAUCAUGGUGUCGGCGGUGGUGGACCUGGGUUCGAGGGAGCAGCGGCAAGGCCUUCAUGUUCAGUCGCGUUCUUACUGGGCUCCCGCAAAUAUUGGGCCAUACUCGCAGGCCAUGUCGGUACCUCUGCAGGGCCCCGAGCAAUUAGUGUACAUCGCUGGCCAGAUUCCUCUCGAGCCGGCCUCGAUGGAGAUAUAUGGCCUCGAGGAGACGUGGUUCAAGGGCUUUUCUUCGCGAGCGGUCCUGUCUCUUCAACAUCUAUGGAGGAUUGGUGUGGCUACCAACAUCAACUGGUGGUUGGGAGCUGUCGCUUUCCUGACGGGAGCCGAUCAUAUCAGAGAGAGAGCUAAGAUAGCUUGGAAUUUGUGGGAAACAAUGCACCACAAUCAAGAAGAGGAAGAGGAUGCCGACGACGAGUCGGGUCUGGAUGCGUGGGAUCUCAAGUAUGGUGGACGAGCCCACGAGCAGGUCAAGGGUGUCUCGAAGCCCGGACUACCGCGGUUCGAUGUGGUGCAGUCGGAGGGAUCUAUGAUCCCUGCUUUCUUCGCCGUGCAGAUAGAAGAACUGCCUCGAGGAAGUGAUAUUGAGUGGCAGGGUCUCGGUUUCCGAUGCGAUAAACUCAAAAUAACCACUGAAGAACUGGAGUAUGGACGUCAGACCGUGGUGACCACUGGCCAGGAUUUGGGCUACAUCGGCAUCGAGGUGGAUGCGAAAUGGUCUGGGCCUGACUUCGAGUCUUGCCUCCGGUCGAUCCUGCAGAACUCCACGCAAGGGUCGAAGAGCCCCCAUGUAGUCAUAUACACGACCCAGCCAUUGUCCAAUGAUCCAUCCUGGGGACAAAUCGUUCCCUGCAAAUCGGCUUGGGGAUCGAAGGGUCGGCAGCUGGCCGCGGGGCGAAAAAAACCCGCUCCCGCCUAUUCAGGGUCAAAUCUUUCGAGCCAGGAGGAAGAUGGGCUACUUCCCAACAAAGAUCCUGCAUCGGACCCCGAAGCUCACAAUAAUCUCCGACACUUCUCCCGAUCGCCCCAUCCUUACACUCGUCCGGGUUCCUCGCUGCCUGUGGACCCCGGCGACCGAGCGAAGCCCUCCCGCUGGCCCCGGACCUCGAGUGACAGCGGCACAGAAGCCGACGAUGAGAGUACAGGUCUUUUAAGAGGGUUGCCGGCCCCUCCGCUGCGACCGCGAAAAGGAUUGCGUUCGAGCAUCCAUGGCGCAGGCGAGAUCGAUCAGUGGCUCCCCAUCUUGCGCCCGUGGCCGUCGAUAACACGGUCCACCUCGCGGAGUUCGCGGCGGAGUUCUGGAGAGGAUGCGGAAGUCGGGCCAGCCGAGCUACGUGAACAGGAAUACCGCAGAAAACGGGUUGCCAUCCUACAAAGGCUACUGGAAACCGCACUACUGCUCUCAGUGGGGGUUGUUGUCCUGGGACAGGAGAGCGUGAGAGUAGCCGCUUGGGCCUGGAAAAAAGAGCUUGCCACCUUUUUGGUCAUCGUGAUCGGUCUCUACACCGCAUAUCCUCUGCAUCGCGACGGCCGCCCGCGACUUUCUCGCCUGUCCACCUUUGUCGUCCCUUCCGCCUUCGAUCCCGCUCCGUUGCUUUACCCCGUAUUGAUACCCAUCUACGUUUCGCUGUCUCUGGCGCAUCACAAUCCUUCAUUGAUACUGCCUAAUAUUCUUCUCGGUCUUUCAUCUCUCCCUGUCAAAGUCGUCCCGCUGCGCGAAUGGAUCCACGGUUAUAGUGUUGUCCAUUGGCUGGUCACAUUGAUCCCGAUUGUCGUUUCGGAGCAUCUGUCGGCAGGUCCUUCAUGGCCGAAACCACUAACUCUUCGUGGCCUGGACGCCGAAGUCUUGACUCUUAUUUUUCCUUUCCAUCAAGCGUUGAUACCCACUCUAGAUUUCUUGUUGACUACCAGCAUCCUUCCCGCAGAGCUGCAGCUUCUAACCACCGCUUUAAUCAAUCUGUACUUAUUUGCAACAUCCCCCCAGGCCGAAAUCCUCAAGGCGUUGCUAUGGCUGGGAGGCAUGUGCACCUUCAUCGCUUGCCGGGGUGUGCUACGAUGGGAGGUUGCCUUGGCUCGAAUCCCGACCUGGAAGUUCCGGCGAUCCCCUAGUGCUUCGCAGUCGCCUCGCAGCAUCUUCAAUGCGAUCGAUCACAAACUCUGCCAAAAGCUCAGCAGAACAGGCUCCUCGGAAGAUAAUCUUUCUGAUAGUGAUUCGGCCGAUGGGGGUUAUGUGCUGGUCUCCCGCAAAACGAUGUUCGACUCGCGAGACAAGACGCUGUCCCACGGGCUAAGCAUCGGCAAGCACAACAAUACGGGCAUGGAGGGUACUCGCCGGCGAUCCCGUACCGCGCAUCGCCGACGACACACUUUUUCGAGCUUCGACGAUGUCAAACGAGCGGAGAAAGUUAGGACGACACCGGGAGGUCGCAAAAAGCGAUCAAUGGCCCCCGGACUAGCCUCCUUCCUAUCGCUUACUGUACCUCAAGCACAAGUCCGGAAAUGGCUGUAUGCCCUGUAUGUUUACAUCGCCGUUCUGAUUAUUGUCAUGGUGCCCAUUCGGUACUAUGUCAGUGAUCGAGCAUUGCAGAAUGGGGAGCCCUUUGGGUGGGCAUUGGGGUACCUCUUCGGUAAUAUAUCUGGUUUUAGGUUCUGGGUGCUUAUGUGGGGCUUGGAGUAUUGGAUACCUCUUCCAGCUCGUCUGGACAGCGACCCCUCCAAUGCAUCAUGCCCGUUUGGCUGGGUUGAGCAUCUGCGGCAAGAUACGUUCGGGGAGGCCAAUUCGCGCCUCCUGAUUGCUGCCUAUUGCAUCCUGGUACUUGUGACCGGCCUGGCUGUUGUGCUACAACUCAGUCCAAUCGCAGAGGUCGACACCCGACGCAAGGUUUUUCACGGGAUGAUGGUCUCGAUGUUCCUUCCGACCAUUUAUAUUGACCCCCUGUUCUGUGCUCUCGCGUUGAGCCUCGCCUUGGCUAUCUUCCUGCUCCUCGACUUGUUCCGAGCCUCUCAGCUGCCACCGAUCUCCCGACCGCUGACGUAUUUCCUGGCGCCCUACGUGGACGGUCGCGAUCAUCGCGGUCCCGUCAUUGUCUCCCAUAUUUUUCUUCUCAUUGGAUGCUCGAUCCCCUUAUGGCUUUCCCUGGCCGAUGUUCCUCGGACAGGAGAAUAUCCAUGGGUGGGUUGGGACGUAAUGAGUCGCGAUGUCAGCAUGGUGAGCGGCAUUAUCUGUGUCGGGAUGGGCGACGCGGCGGCCUCCCUCAUCGGUCGCCGGUUCGGCCGGCGGAAAUGGUUCUGGGGCGGGGGGAAAUCGUUGGAGGGCAGCGUGGCAUUUGCAGUCGCUGUAACCAGCGGGCUGAUUGUUGCACGAACCUGGCUUACCCUGGGCCAAUGGUCCACGGACGGAAGUGACGGGACGAAUCUCAUAUACCCCUGGCUCCUGAUGGUGUCCAAAGCCAUUCUCGCAGCCGGCGGGACAAGCGCAACCGAAGCUAUUCUGACCGGGUGCAAUGACAAUGUCGUUGUACCGGUUGUGCUGUGGCUGUUAGUGAGAGGGCUUGGUAUUUAA
Messenger RNA from Aspergillus fijiensis CBS 313.89, 5094 nucleotides. RefSeq lists its product as uncharacterized. The transcript is spliced from 5 exons. The record is from RefSeq and is a predicted model, not a curated record. The coding region runs from base 1 to 5094 and encodes 1697 amino acids. Gene Ontology annotation, molecular function: dolichol kinase activity. Gene Ontology annotation, cellular component: endoplasmic reticulum membrane. NCBI's taxonomy places the organism in Eukaryota, Fungi, Ascomycota, Eurotiomycetes, Eurotiales, Aspergillaceae. Gene Ontology annotation, biological process: dolichyl monophosphate biosynthetic process.